Sparassis crispa is the source of this 1464-nucleotide messenger RNA. RefSeq lists its product as hypothetical. The record is from RefSeq and is a predicted model, not a curated record. The coding region runs from base 1 to 1464 and encodes 487 amino acids. NCBI's taxonomy places the organism in Eukaryota, Fungi, Basidiomycota, Agaricomycetes, Polyporales, Sparassidaceae. The transcript is spliced from 5 exons. Gene Ontology annotation, molecular function: DNA binding.
AUGACAGAACCAUUGCAGCCACAGCAGUACCGAGUGGUCUCGUAUGACCCACCCUCACCUGUGGUCCCGAAGAAGCGGCAGUGCGAGGUAGCCAUCAGCAGUCUCACCCAGCACCACAUCGCAUCCACCUUUGUGCACUACGAGGUGCCGCGAAGGUCGCCCGUCAUGUUGCCUGAGGUCCUGGGCCUGCAGAUGACAAACUGCGAAGGACCUCUGCACCCCACUUCUGCGUGCAGCGCUGUCACUAGCCCUGGCCCUCCCCGCAUCGUGCCUGGCACUGCUGCACUCGCCGCCAUUGCCAGUUCACUCCAGCAGUCAAUCGCGCAACUGGAGCUCGAGUCGCACGAUACGCACAUCAAAAAGGCCAAGCUGGACCAAGGUGACAAGCAAACUGGGUCGAGCUACGAUCACCACGUGCAAAACUACAUUAAGUACUGGACAGCGUUUCAGGCCGAGCGCCAUCAGAAGGCACCCGAGGAGGUGCCCGUCCCAGCUUUUCCUAUCACCACUCUCAAAACCUUCUUCUUCUUGGAGUAUGAGAUGUCUCGUGAAAAGCGCCGAUAUGGCAAGAAUGACACCAUCGCGGGAUCAAAUGUAGGCAAAUUGCACAUCUCGCAGGUGAUCAGUGCACUUGAGAGCUGGUGGCACAACAACACCUAUUUGUACAAGGAUGAUCCCGAUGCACAGCUUUCAUUGCGCUCAGACAUCCGCGUCCGCACUGCGGAGUCUUCCGCAAAGCAUCAGGAACUGAAGCGCAUCAACAAGGUGCAGGCUCUCAAAGCUGUGGGAAGCUCCGGAGACACUUACACACCAGAGGAGCUCAAGCGCUGCUCCAUCUGGUGCCUGUCCGACAUUUCCGGCAGCAAGCAAGUUUGGCUGAGCUUAGGUGACCGUGCCAUGCUCCUCCUGUCGUCAACAAUGGCAUUCCAUGGGGAGAGCUCCCGCAUCCUUGAGUGGUCGGACUUGUUCAUGUCAUCGAUCCCCAUGGAUGAUGUUCGCAUUGGGUACAGGGUUCCGGUGCUUGCUGCACUGGCAGAUAAUGCCAAGCACAACCAGCAGGGCCAUCUAGAUGAGCACGGUGCUAUCCGCCACCGAGAGGUCGAGCUCUGCCCUGUCGGAGGGCUGGCCUUGCUCUUCUUCGGCUUUUUUCACGUCCUUCAUCUACCACUGCCCGACUUGCUCCCAGAUUUUGACGAUAUGGCCUGUGGUGAGUACGGGCACCAUGACUGGUAUGCCUACCAUGUGUUCUGGGGGAAACAACCUGCAGCCCCUAUGUCAUAUGAUAACCACCGGGACAGACUGAGAGGCAUUCACAAGGAGAAUGAGAUCUCGAUCACAAAGGUCACGCAUGCUGGCCGGAGUUAUGCCGCACAGACUGCGCAGGCACAUGGUGCCACGGUCAGUGGGACAAAAGCACUCGGUGGAUGGAAUGAGAACGGGUCCUUCCGCCAGUGCUACAAAUGA